CGGCCUUCUAUUACAUUAUUAGGAAAUGGUGUAAUUACAUAAGGACCCUUAAUAAAACGACACCAUGAACUUAAAAACGACUGUCUAUCCCGAUUUCGAAAAACGGGAAACGGCUUGUUGGUCCCACCAGCUUCCACAAUCCAACUUCCGUAAUCCCAGCUUCCCCUUCCCACACACUUCAUCAUUCACUAUCAGUCGAAAUCGAUUUCGGUCGAGCUCCGGGUUAGGGCAGAAGCAUUUUCGAUUUCCAGCACAAGCAUUCCUCGAUUUCGACUUCGACGAGGAGCAUUCUUACAUCUCCUUCCAUCAUCAUGAAGUGCAAAAGUCCUACGGUUCCUCUUGGGAAAAGCCAAGCAAGACGGCGACUUGUGAAAGCAUCUGAAGUGAUGGAAGCCAAAGAUGAACUCAAUAUUCAGGUAAAUGUUAGAUUAUUUACGAUUGCUUGAGAGCGAUACUUGGUUCUUUAGAAAGCUAGACGUGGUAAUUUCUCAAAUGAAAGCUAUAGAUGUUCAUUCGAAUCCGAACUCAACUCAGUCGACCCAAAUCAUGUUUGAUUAUUUUGAAAACGCAUGACAUGUUUCUCACUAUUUUUUCUAAGUAAACAUACCUACCAAUUAUACAAGUAUCAUUGGUGGUUAAUCCGGAGUGAAUUUCUGUAAAAUCAUUUGGUCGAACUAAACAUACAUUUUUUUACCAAUCUUAGUCGAAACGGAGUUGUAAACCGUUGGUUCGACCGUAUAUUAGUCGAACAUCUGUAAUUUUUUUUUAUAUGCAGGUUCCUUCCUUGCCUCCUGUGGUGGACUGCUCGUUGUUCCCGAGCAUGAAGCUCACAGUAAGGCAAAAAUUGGAUGAAUUUAUAGAAUUAAUUUUCGACAAUCUUGGUGAGUUUCCCAAUCUCAUUGGUGCAUUUAGGUCGAGUGUAUUUGGGAAAUACAUUGAUGUUGAGUUCAUCCCUGUUCCAUUACAUUUGUGGUCAAUCGUGUCUAGAUUAGCCAAAAUUGAUAUUGAAUCGGAGGCAUGGUUUGUCGUGAAGGGAGUUCCAGUACGCUACUCUCUCACAGAAUUUUCUCUAAUCAGCGGGCUUACCUGCAGCGCCCUUGCUAGCAAUUAUGAAGAUGAUUUUGAUAAUGAUUCAAAGGCCAGAUUCAUUGAGAAGAAUUUUGAUCAAGAUUUUGAGGGAGUUGUUAGCUAUGAAACAGUUGUAGCUAGAUUUGUACAAUUGUGCAUAACUUUGAAGGACCCUGAAGCUGAGGACGAACUGAAAAAGGAUGCUGAAGUAGAAGUGAUCAGAGUAGCAAUACUCAUGUUUGUAGUGAUGGUCCUUCUAGCUCCUUCUAAGAGAAAAGCUCCCAUUCCUGAAUGGAUAAUUGGGAAAAUAGGGGGAAAAGAAGAAAACGAGUUCCCAUGGGGUACGUGGGCGUAUAAGGGCUCAUUAGAUGCAUUGAAACAUAUGGACUUGGAGAAAAAGCUAGAUGAAAUAAUUGUUAAAAAUAAGUCAGCAACAAUGAAUUUCCCUGGAUUCUUAAUCCCAAUUUCGAUAUUGCUUUUUGAAUGCGCCCCUGAUUUUGCCGAGAAGUUUGCAAUGAGACUCCCUAAUUGCGUGCCUACUUUGCCGAGGUUACGUCUCUAUCGUCCAAAUACGACAAAAAGGAUCAGCACUGAACAGGUUCAAGUGGCUGAAGAAUCAAUAAAGAGGGUGCAGAGUAUUCUACUACCUGAUGAUUUGGAGAAAACUACUGAUUGGGUCAGAAGUUUGGAUCCUGUACAAGACAGUCACCCACAUGUUGAGCUGGAUGGAUUUGUGAAAUCAUUAGAGAGAAAAUUGGUUCUUUUUCCAGUCUCUUUGAAAAGAAAAUCAUGUGAGGUCAAGAGUCCUAAAGAGGAGAAGAAGCCUCCUAAAAAGAUGAAGUUGCUGAGCAUGAAGAAAGAAGAAGGUGUAGUGGAGGAAAAAAGAAAGAAGAAAAACAGACACUCUCCUCCUCAAACCCCUAUUGCCUCUCCUCAACCUACUGCCCAUGUAGAGGAACAAAGAAAGAAAAAGAAACACUCCCCCAAAACCCCUGCUGCUUCUCCUAAGCAUCUGAGAUGAGACCAAACUAUGUGACACAUCCAAGAGUUCAGAAGUGUUAGCAAUUUUUU
Molecule: messenger RNA, 2139 nt
Organism: Cuscuta epithymum
Lineage: Eukaryota; Viridiplantae; Streptophyta; Magnoliopsida; Solanales; Convolvulaceae
Source: the annotation of a GenBank genome assembly